AUGUCGACCGCAGUAAAGCGAGCCUGCGAUGCUUGCCAUCGGCGGAAAGUGAAGUGCGAUGGCGUCAAUCCUUGCCGAAACUGCGCCUCCGCUCAACUGUCCUGCACGUACAACGCCAUUCCGCAGAAGAAGGGGCCAAAAGGCUCUCGCGCGAAAGUCAUCAGCGAGCUUCGCGAGAAUCAGCGCCAGUCGAGUCUUUCGGCUAAGAUCCAAAACCGCAUGAAUGGCAACAACAUCACGAACCCAACGUUCACACCAACCCAGGGCCUCUUGACAAACGAAAUGGUCAAGGCUUGUAUCGAUUUCUUCUUCGCCAAUUUGUAUCCGACUAUACCCAUUUUGAGUCGCCAACGUGUUGAACAGGAUGCCAUGUCCUUAGAUACCACCUUAGACACUUACUGCUUAUUGUCUUCGCUAUGCGCCUUUAUGAUGUUGCAGCCCGGCAUGCCAUUUCCCAUCACAGACCCGUACGGACCCGACAGCAUACCUGGCGCUUCUAUUAUUACAGCUACCUUACUUCUCGAAGAGACCCUUCGUGUGCGUAAAGGCUACGACUAUAUGCAAAAUCCUUCACUCUACACAAUCGCUACAAACUACUUCUUGUUUGCCUGUCACUACGGGCUUGACCUCCACGACAAGGCCUGGUGCGACCUCCGUGAGGCUACUACUCUCGUGCACCUUGCACGGAUGAACAAAGAAGAAGCAUAUCAGGCCUGGGACAAAGUUGACGCUUCACGCCGGAGGCGCAUGUAUUGGCUACUUUACGUUGCUGAGCGCGCGUAUGCCUUGCAGCACGAUCGCCCACUGUCCCUGAAAGCCACUAUUGACCUUCCCACACUCUCCGACGAUCCCAGCGACCCAUUUGCAAACCAGCUGGCUGGAUUUUGUCGAAUUGCUUCACUAUUUCAGCCCUUUGAUGCGCCAUUUGUGGACAUUUGGAAUAUGACUCGCUCUAGUUGUACGUCGUCUCAAGUGGCAAGCUUGCAGAAGCAGCAUAGCGAUACUGUCAAUGCACUGGCCAAUACCGACCCACAGCUCGAUGAUGUUAUGCGGAAUCGACAAUGGCUGCAGAACCUUGUAUGGCAAAUCAACCUAGCUAAAGGAAACAGCUCGGCUAGAAAUGAUCAGUCUACGUAUCAGUACCCAGUCACGGACAUCUCUCGAGAGAUCAUCCCUAUGGCAGCAUCUCUCUCAAAACAGGGAUCUCCUGAACUGCUCAACUCCGGGCUGAUUGAGUCCCUUAUGACCGUCACGAACGGCCUCACGGACGUAUUUGCUGCGAUGCCGUCAUCUGGAAACCCGUUUACCGCAAGUCCGCGUGAUCAUCUGCACCAACUCGCCAGCAUCUUAGCUAUGCUCCGCAUUGGCGAGCAUCGCUUCGCCCCUCUACUUCUCGUGAAGAUUCAUGAGGUUUUACCUCGUUUGGCCAAUCCAAUGUUGCAGUCCCCCCCCGACACUGCAUGUGACAUCGACAUCUUCGAUGGUUUUGGCAGUGCAGGCAUGGUCUCGCAACAGUACCUUCCUUUGGACGAUUUCAAAGCAGAAGGCUCGACCUCGGCUGGCGCCACCUCAAUACAGGAUGUGCAUUCUCCAUUUGUGUCGUCACCCCCCACACUUUCCCCUGGGUUAGAUUUCUCUCGUGGCAUGAAUACGGACUUCAACCCAAUCGCCGACAUUGUUAUGCAGUCCCAGGCACCUGUCAAUGUCGCUUCCCCUAUUUCCGCGGGUGGGGCUAUGUCCAACGACCAUCAACAACAACAACAACAACAACAACAACAACAACAACAACAACAACAACAACACACCGCACAAGCCCCUCAGAUAUAUCAGCAAGGUCAAAUGCCGCCGCAAUUUUCUCGGCAGCAACAACAUCCACAGCACCGACUUCAGCAGCAGCAACAACAAACAUCGCAUGUACACCAGCUGUCUUCUCACCACCAGCACCAUCAGAUACAACUGCAACACCAGCUCCAGCAGUUAAACCAACGUACUCCACAACCUCUGACUCAGUCUCAUUUUCAGCAACAAUCACAACAGCCUCAGCAAGUAUCCAUGGUUCAAGACAUUGGCGGCAAUCUUGCAAUUCCGCCCCAUAUGGACAGUGGUCUGAGCCAAGCACCUACCAUGAAUGUUACUGGCCAGCCAAUGAAUCAAACCCAGGGCAUAGCCAGCAUGUUAGGCAACCAUGGUUUUGGCGAUGCAAUGAGCGCCAUCGGCACGAGCUUACACUCGGCCAGUUUGGAUAUCCGGUCCCAACCGCAGCAAUCGUCUGGCUUUAAUAUGGCCACUACGCAACUACGUACUGUUGGCGAUUUCCAGAGUUUACAGCGUUCUGGUUCCGACCCUAAUUCUCUCAACCCAAUUGUAGUGAGCGACAUAGGAAAUGAGCUGGGUUUUGGUGCGCUGAGAUGA
Messenger RNA from Sporothrix schenckii 1099-18, 2412 nucleotides. Its product is annotated as C6 finger domain protein. Gene Ontology annotation, biological process: DNA-templated transcription; regulation of DNA-templated transcription. NCBI's taxonomy places the organism in Eukaryota, Fungi, Ascomycota, Sordariomycetes, Ophiostomatales, Ophiostomataceae. Bases 1 to 2412 code for a protein of 803 amino acids. Gene Ontology annotation, molecular function: DNA-binding transcription factor activity, RNA polymerase II-specific; zinc ion binding; DNA binding. The transcript is spliced from 2 exons. The record is from RefSeq and is a predicted model, not a curated record.